This is a messenger RNA of Peromyscus leucopus (white-footed mouse), 4772 nucleotides long. It is a transcript of the gene Tecpr2, whose product is annotated as tectonin beta-propeller repeat containing 2. The record is from RefSeq and is a predicted model, not a curated record. NCBI's taxonomy places the organism in Eukaryota, Metazoa, Chordata, Mammalia, Rodentia, Cricetidae. Bases 206 to 4462 code for a protein of 1418 amino acids. Gene Ontology annotation, molecular function: protein binding. The transcript is spliced from 20 exons.
GCGGAGUCGCGGCUGCUCGCUGAGGCCCAACCCGUUGCCCAGGCAACAGGGCUCCCGGCAGCCCCCGCGGCCCGGAGUCCAUCCCGCCUCCUCCGGGCUGGCGGGGCUGACGAGUCCAGAGGGGCUGCCGCGGGAGCCUGCAGGUUUCCCUAGAUGAUGAAUAAACAGUCCUUCUGCCUGAAGAACAUCUGUGGAAACCUUGACCAUGGCAUCGAUAUCAGAGCCUGUAACAUUCCGAGAAUUCUGCCCUUUGUACUAUCUCCUCAAUGCCAUUCCCACAAAGAUCCAGAAGGGCUUUCGCUCUAUUCUGGUCUACCUCACAGCCCUGGAUGUGAACGGAGACUACAUUGCAGUGGGCAGCAGCAUUGGCAUGCUCUACCUGUACUGCCGGCACCUCAGCCAGAUGAAGAAGUACAACUUUGAAGGGAAGAUGGAGUCUAUCACCGUGGUGAAGCUGCUGAGUUGCUUUGAUGACCUUGUGGCAGCAGGCACUGCCUCUGGGAAGGUUGCAGUUUUCCAACUUGUGUCUUCAUUGCCGGGGAGGAACAAGCAGCUUCGGAGAUUUGAUGUCACUGGUGUUCAUAAAACCAGCAUCACAGCUCUGGCUUGGAGCCCCAACGGGAUGAAGCUGUUCUCCGGAGAUGACAAGGGGAAGAUCGUCUACUCCUCUCUAGAUCUGGACCAGGGUACCUGUAGCUCACACCUGGUGUUGGAAGAGCCGUCUUCCAUUGUGCAGCUGGAUUACAGCCAGAAAGUGCUGCUCGUGUCGACCUUGCAGAGAAGCCUGCUCUUUUACACAGAGGAACAGGCUGUCAAGCAGAUUGGAUCCCAGCCACGGAAAAGUACUGGGAAAUUUGGUGCUUGUUUUAUACCAGGACUGUGUAAGCAAAGUGACCUCACCCUGUACGCAGCCCGGCCUGGGCUACGGCUGUGGAAGGCCGAUGUCCAUGGGACGGUUCAAGCCACGUUUAUCCUCAAGGAUGUCUUUGCUGGAGGAGUCACACCUUUUGAGCUCUACCCUCGUCUGGAGCCUGAUGGGGGAAGCUGCAGCUCACCUGAGAAACACCUGGGGCUCGUUUCCUGCUUCUUUCGAGAAGGCUGGGUGCUGAGCUGGAAUGAGUACAGUAUCUAUCUUCUGGAUACCGUCAACCAGGCCACUGUUGCUGGUUUGGAAGGACUGGGUGAUAUUGUGUCUGUUUCCUGCACAGAAAAUGAAAUAUUUUUCCUAAAGGGAGAUAGGAACGUUAUAAGGAUUUCAAGCAGGCCUGAAGGACUCGGAUCCAUAGUGAGGGAUGGUCUGGAGACAAGAUGUUCAGAGCAGGUCCGUGGGCAGCAUCUGGAGAAGUCACUGGGGGCCACUGUUUGUGAGACAAGACUUGGAGGCUCUUCUGUGGCCAGUUCUGUGGCCAGUGAGCAGCGGAGCAGGAGCAGCUCACUCAACUCGACGGACAGUGGCUCUGGGCUGCUGUUGCCCGGGCUCCAGGCUGCCCCUGAGCUGGACCAGGGUGGCCAGCCGUCCUCACAGAGGUUCAGUAUCAUCAGUUCUGAAGACUUUGACCAGGAGCUCAUUGUGAAACCCAUCAAAGUGAAGAGGAGGAGGAAGAGAAAGACAGAAGGCGGAACCAAGAGCACCUGCCACAGUUCCCUCGAGUCGACUCCCUGCUCGGAGUUCCCUGGCGACAGCCCCCAGUCCUUGAACACAGACCUCCUGUCCAUGACGUCAAGUGCUCUGGGCAGUAGUGUGGAUCAGUUGAGUACAGGGUCUCCAGACCAGGAGAACAACCCCAGUGCCGAGGCGAAUGGGAUCCCGCAGGAAGACAAUGGCUCUGAAACCUUCAGUGUCCUGGGGGUUCCUGAGUCUGCCCUUGACCCAGGGGAUGAAGAAAAUGGCACUAGAACGGAACCUUCCCAGUGUGACCACACACCGGACAUGGACCUGCUCAAUGGGGUGUUGGAUUUACCCUUGCGGCCAGGGGAGAAGGUGGGAGGUAGUGACCUCAUCUCAGGACUUGAAGAGGAGCCUGCUCCUGCUGAUGGUGCAGCAGGGCAUGCACAGCUGUGCCUGAGGAGACAGGAGAGCUCUGCUGAGGCGCGGGAAGUGAACACCGUGGAGUGCAGUGACCCCCAGAGCACUUUUCCUGAAGCCCCUCUUCUGGACUCACUUGUGGUACCUUCCAGCCUCAGCUGGCCCCCAGGUGCUGAGCAGUGGCUGCCUGGGAUGGGAGUUUAUGAAGUCCACACUGAAGAGACCAGCCCAGGGCCGGAUAUCCUGACCCACGUGGAGGUCCCUAGCUACCUGGGCUCCAACCCCUGGCAUGUAGUCACCGAUAAUGACACAGGUCAGAAAGAAAUGCCCACUUCUGAAUGUGCCAUAGGAAAUGUGGAAGGACAGGUAACUCCUCUUACCUCUGCCUUGGUGGCCAGCACCAAUGAGCAUUGGCUGGACCAACCUUUCCAGGAUCAGGCAGUGACAUCCAGUGAUGAGGAAGACAUUUAUGCCCAUGGGCUCCCAUCUUCAUCCUCAGAGACGAGUGUGGCAGAGCUUGGAGCUGAUCGCUCUCUGCAGGACCUGAGCCAGCCAGGGAAUGAUGACACCACACUGCUCAAGACAGAUCAGUUUGCAGAGAGCUGGAUGGGCUACUCGGGUCCUGGCUACGGCAUCCUCAGCUUGGCGGUCUCGGAAAAGUUUAUCUGGUGCCUGGACUACAAAGGUGGCCUGUUCUGCAGUGCCCUGCCUGGUGCAGGGCUGCGCUGGCAGAGGUUUGAAGAUGCUGUCCAGCAGGUGGCAGUCUCUCCCUCAGGGGCUCUUCUCUGGAAGAUUGAGCAGAAAUCUAACCGUGCUUUUGCUUGUGGCAAAGUUACCAUCAAGGGGAAGCGGCACUGGUAUGAGGCUCUGCCCCAGGCUGUGUUUGUGGCCCUGAGUGAUGACACAGCCUGGAUCAUCAGAACCAACGGAGAUCUGUACCUUCAGACAGGUCUCAGCGUGGAUCGGCCCUGUGCCCGAGCUAUGAAGGUCGACUGUCCUUACCCACUGUCCCAGAUCACUGCCCGGAACAGUGUGGUUUGGGCACUGACAGAGCAGAGGGCCCUCGUGUACCGGGAGGGUGUGAGCAGCUUCUGUCCUGAAGGGGAACAGUGGAAGUGUGAUAUUGUCAGUGAAAGGCAGACUCUGGAGCCUGUCUGCAUAACUCUCGGAGAUCAGCACACGCUCUGGGCCCUGGACAUUCAUGGGAAGCUGUGGUUCAGAACUGGCGUGAUUCCCAAGAAGCCCCAAGGAGAUGAUGACCAUUGGUGGCAGGUGAGCAUCACGGACUAUGUGGUGUUCGACCAGUGCAGCUUGUUCCAGACCAUCAUGCAUGCCACGCACUCAGUAGCGACAGCAGCCCAAGCCCCUGUGGAAAAGGUAGCAGAUAAACUGCGCAUGGCAUUCUGGUCUCAGCAGCUUCAGUGCCAGCCCAGCCUACUAGGGGUUAACAACAGUGGUGUCUGGAUCUCCUCAGGCAAGAAUGAAUUCCAUGUUGCCAAAGGAAGUCUCAUAGGAACUUACUGGAAUAACGUUGUUCCCCGAGGAACAGCUUCAGCUACAAAAUGGGCCUUCGUGUUGGCUUCUCCUGCCCCUACCCAGGAUGGAAGCUCCUUGUGGCUGUGCCAGAGCAGCAAGGACCUGUGCAGCAUCAGUGCCCAGAGUGUGCAGUGCCGCCCCUCCACAGUGCAGUUGCCCGCCGACGCCGAGAUAAGGACCUACGCUGCCUGCCAGGAUGCACUGUGGGCCUUGGACAACCUUGGGCAGGUGUUCAUCAGGACGCUUUCUAAGAGCUGCCCCACAGGCAUGCACUGGACGAAACUGGACCUUUCCCAGCUAGGAAACGUAAGACUGACCAGCUUAGCAUGUGGAAAUCAGCAUAUCUGGGCCUGUGACUCCAAGGGUGGAGUUUACUUCCGUGUUGGAACCCAGCCUCUGAAUCCCAGCCUGAUGCUCCCGGCCUGGAUCAUGAUUGAGCCACCUGUCCAGCCUGCCGGGGUCACCUUGGUCAGCGUCUAUUCUAGCCCCAAUGACCAGAUGCUGUGGGCCCUGGACAGCAGAUGGAAUGUGCACGUGCGGACUGGGAUCACUGAGGAGAUGCCUGUGGGGACAGACUGGGAGCAUGUGCCAGGGUUACAGGCCUGCCAGUUGGCAUUGAGCACCAGGACUGUGUGGGCCCGCUGUCCAAAUGGUGACCUUGCCCGCCGCUAUGGCAUCACAGACAAGAAUGCUGCUGGGGACUACUGGAAGAAAAUUCCCGGAAGUGUGUCAUGUCUCACAGUGACCUCAUCAGACGAGCUGUGGGCAGUGGGCUCCCCUGGCUAUCUCCUCCAGCGACUGACAAAGACGUUCAGCCAUUCACACAAUACCCCAAAGAACAGCCAGGCAGCAGCCACCUUCCACCCCGAGGACCUGGAGGAUGAGUGGGAGGUCAUCUGAAGGAGCCCCAGGCAGCCAGUCAGGGAGGAAACUGAGGCUCUGUGAUGGAUGCUGAUGUUUCCUAGUGGCUCACUUACGGACAUGCCUCAUCCACCAGGCUGGAUACCCCGCACUUGCUUUCCUCUGUAUUUGUUUCCGUCUCAUUCCAGAACUCACAGCCUCAGCCGUGUGCCCGGCCGGAGCAGUCACUGUAGCAGCAGCACCUUUGACGUCCUGCCAAGGUCACCUCCAAGGGGGGGCAGUGGCUGCUGCUGCUCAGCUGCAUGCACUUGUUACCUGUGCACCACAGUAAAUUCUCUUCAGCAAAACA